AUGGAUGGAAGACUGGCAAACAGCGUGGAGAGUUCCUUCGACCAACGGUACCCGAUAAUUUUGUCGCGUUCACACGCGAUAACGCAGAAGCUGAUACAGCACUACCACGAGCAGUUCGGACACGGUAAUUCGGAGACCGUAUUCAACGAGAUGAGGCAGCGGUUCCAGAUCCCGAAAAUGCGUCCAGCGAUUCAUCAGGUAGUAAGCAAAUGUAUCUGGUGCAAGGUCAACAAGUGUCGUCCACGAACACCGAGAAUGGCUCCACUGCCGGUUGAACGGGUAACGUCUAGUCUUCGGCCAUUCAGCUCCGUAGGUUUAGAUUACCUGGGUCCGGUGGAAGUCACGGUUGGCCGGCGAAAAGAGAAGCGUUGGGUGGCAGUCUUCACCUGUUUGGCUGUACGUGCGGUGCACCUAGAGGUUGUGCACAGUCUCACAACCGAGUCGUGUCGGAUGGCCAUCACUCGUUUCCGCAGCAAGUUUGGCAAGCCAAGCCAAAUAUUUUCCGACAAUGCCACUUGCUUUCGCGGAGCGAACAACGAGAUGGUGAAGAUGGACGUCAUCAAUCGGGAGUGUGCAGAGAUCGUGGGCAGCUCAUCUACCGCGUGGCAUUUUAUUCCACCGGGUACCCCACACAUGGGAGGUGUCUGGGAGCGGAUGGUGCGGUCGGUGAAAGAGGCGAUGCGGGUGCUGGAUGACGGGAGAAAGCUCUCGGACGAGAUCUUGGCGACAACUCUGGCGGAAGCGGCGGACAUGAUCAACACGCGUCCGUUGACCUACUUGCCGCAAGACUCUGGGGAAGCAGAAGCACUGACGCCGAACCAUUUCCUACGGGGAACGGUGUCGGGUGCUGACUUGGAGGUGGAACAGUUUUUGACGGGUUCUGCCGAAGCUUUGCGGAACGUGUACAAGCGGUCCCAGUUGCUGGCAGACAGAAUGUGGGAGAGAUGGUGUCGGGAGUAUCUUCCGACGAUCAACCAACGGUCGAAAUGGUUCGACGAACAGAAGCCGAUCGAUGAAGGUGACCUGGUAUUCGUGGUGGACGGGAAGAACCGGAAGUCCUGGAGGCGAGGCAUUGUGGUAGCAGUGAUGAAGGGAUCGGACGGACGGAUCCGAAUGGCGGACGUGAGAACUGCGGACGGCAAGGUUCAAAGACGUGGUGUGGUAAAUCUAGCGGCGUUGGAGAUUCGAUAAAUCCGGGAAGACCGGAUGUUACGGGCUGGGGUGUUACGACGCCGCAUUAACAGCCCUGGUUGCAGCAUAACAACCAGCAUGACAGCUCGCGCGUAGCAGUGGUGGUAAAAAUAGGAGAGAGAAAAAUAUAUUGGUAGUAGAAGAAACGGUAGGAGGUAUAGAGAAGACAAAAUAAAAACAAAAGUUCGCCAUCGUUUUCGAAUGCAAAAUUAGUUCGUGAUUAUUGAAAGCAAUUAAAAUAUACUGUUUCUUGUGACAUAAAAGCUUGAAAUAAGUAAUUAAAAUCAGCAGGGAAAAGUUCGGUCAGUUGCGAUACCACUUCCAACACGGUGAAGCUACAAUUUAUUAUUCGGAUUAAUAAAUUCGGAUUCUGGCGACAAAUUAGGUUGAUCCGCUGAACCAGUAUUGUAGAUUCAGUUUGACGACGAACCCGCUGGCCAAAAGGUAGGGUAGUUGAACCGUACUUCAACACCCAAAACCAAAAGGAAUCGAGGAGCAUAGGUAUUCAGGAAGGAAACCAGUUUAUUUUUCAGCAUUGCUGAAAACUAAUCAGCUGCUUCGGGAAAACUUGGUUUCCCUAUCGGGAACA
Molecule: messenger RNA, 1780 nt
Organism: Armigeres subalbatus
Lineage: Eukaryota; Metazoa; Arthropoda; Insecta; Diptera; Culicidae
Exons: 4
Coding region: 1-1191 (396 amino acids)
Biological process (GO): DNA integration
Molecular function (GO): nucleic acid binding
Source: RefSeq, a predicted model, not a curated record